Molecule: messenger RNA, 4449 nt
Organism: Galleria mellonella (greater wax moth)
Lineage: Eukaryota; Metazoa; Arthropoda; Insecta; Lepidoptera; Pyralidae
Product: carboxypeptidase B-like
Exons: 6
Coding region: 4-1323 (439 amino acids)
Biological process (GO): proteolysis
Molecular function (GO): zinc ion binding; metallocarboxypeptidase activity
Source: RefSeq, a predicted model, not a curated record
GCAAUGAAUUCAGAAUAUUCGAGUAUUCACAAUUACAAAAUGAUCAUAAAAGCUUUAUAUCUAUUCAUUGUAUUUAGUUUGGUGUUCACCAAACCAAAUCCGGAAAAUGGUUUCACUUUAUAUGAAGUCGCAGUAAAGAAUGUAAGGCAGGUAAAGAUUUUAAGUGAACUAGAGAGGAAGCUCAACUUAGAUGUGUGGUCCCAUGCAUUGCCGAAACGUUCGGGAAGGGUGCUCGUACCGAAAGAUCAGAGGAUGUUAUUUGAAAAUGAAUUCUCUGCAGCUGGAAUAGAGUACAAAGUCAUUGUGCAAAACAUGGAAGAAUUAUUCGAGCUGGAACGCAAACGGUUAUUAGAAGCUGCAGAAAGGAGCUCUAGCAGAGAUGAUAAUGGGAGUAUUGCUAUAGAUAGGAUGCAUUCAUAUGACGAGGUUAACGCAUUUCUCGAAGAAUUAGAUAAACAGUAUCCAACUGUUAAUUUACUUACUCAAGGAACAACUUCCGAAGGCAGACCAAUUAAUUAUAUAAGGAUAUCGUCAUCAAAUUUCACGGAUUACACCAAACCAGUAGUAUUUAUACAAUCUUUAAUUCAAGGCCGAGAAUGGAUUUCUUUGCCAGUCGUGUUGCAUGCGAUAAACAAAUUAGUCACAGACGUCACUGAAGAGGAUCUCGUUAAAGAUAUUGAUUGGAUCAUCUUACCAAUAGCUAACCCUGAUGGAUAUCAUUACAGUUCGACAAACUCAAGGCAGUGGACUAAAAAUCGACGUAUCGUCGACCAAGAAUGUAUUGGUGUUAAUAUCGACCGCAAUUUUGGCAUAAACUUUGGAGAUUAUUCCAGUGAUAAUCCAUGUUCAGACAACUACCAUGGGACUAGCGAGGAAUCGGAAGUAGAAACACGAUCGAUACGUGAUAUUAUGAUAUUAAACCAAGGUCGGAUAAAACUUUUCUUGAAUUUACAAAGUUUUGGUAGUCAAAUUCUAUAUGGACUCGGUACUGGCGAUUUACCAAGUAACGGAUUAAUAUUACAUCUAAUCGGAAUGCAAAUGGCUACAGUAAAAAAUGAAAUCUUCACAUGUAAAGACGAUGACUACGUGGUUGGUAAUGUGGCUGCUGUUUUAGAAAAGGAAUCUGGUAGCGCUAUUGACUAUGCGACGGUUGUACGUAAUAUACCAUAUUCAUACACGAUUAGACUUCCAAGCUAUGCUAAUGGUGGAACUGUGAAUAAUGAUAACGGAUACAUAGUUGAUCCGAGGUAUUUUAAGAAAGCCGCUGAAGAAGCAUGGGAAGCUAUUAAAGUCGGCGCCGAAUUCGUGCGAGAUUUUGCAUAAUUUCUACUGAUUUUUUUUUUCUGUUUAUGAAGAGUAAAACAAUUUCUUAAUUCAAUUAUUCAUUCCAUGUACAUAAAUACUGUCAUCAAUUUCUUUAAUAUUCCGAAGCAAUUUCAGAAUCGGUAAAACAACAAAAUUAUUAAUACAGCUCGAAACUUAAAUAAUUAGCAUGUUUUAACAUGAUACUGACUGCCGUGUAGUCCCAGCAUAAAAUGGGCCAUCCCUUUCUUUUCCGUAAGUGUCGUAAGAGGCGACUAAAGGAACUUAGUGGCCGAGAGAUAGAGCAGCCUUCUUAAAACAUCAAAAUCUAACUGCGAAUUCCAACGCGCCCGUCGAGUAUGGCAACUAUUAGCAUAACUCUCUCAAAUGUGAGGCCUAUAUAUUCAAUGGUAGUUAACAGCUAAUAUGAUAAUGCACAUAAAACAGCAAGACCAAUAAAAACAGACAUACAAAUACAAAUGUCUGUUUGUGCAGGGUUCGAACCUACAAUCAAUGAGCAAUGUGUUUAACCCCUAGACCACCAAGGUCAUUCAUAAUUUAAUUAGGAAAUUAAAAAUUGUUCUUUUUCAUCUCAUGUUUCUUCAAGGAAUAUAUUCAAUUUUACUAAUAGAAAACUUUCUUAAAAGAAAAAUGUUAAUAAUUUCGACUUCUGUAUAAAUUCAAUGAUAUGCCAACGCAAUCACUAAUUUCACACGCUUUAGUUACCUGGAAACAAAAACAAUAAUAAGGACAGACAGGGGCACUAACUCCGGGGUGCUCGGAAACUCCAGUACCUACGAGAGGUAAAUAGCCAAUGCGGAGCACCCAUGACGAUAGACGUAACUAAAGUAAUCCUCACCUCAUUAUACCAUAUAUUAUUUAGGUCGCGCUUACUUAUCUACCAGCUGUGUACGUCUUACCAAAAAAGAAUGAGCAUCCAUGAAGUUUUCUAGAAGCCGGUGCGGCUAGAAGAAGGAUAGAAGUACCAACUCGAUUGUCUUCUUGUAUAAAGAUAUUUCAUUUGCAAAAAAAAAAAAAACACGUUCAUGAAUUAUUUAUGUCUUGGUCCUACGAGAAUACAGAGAAAAUCUUAAAAAGCGCAUUGUGAUUCAUGUGUUAGAACUAGAAGUUUGCGACCUUUAUAUAUAGACACACCCACAUACUUACGCACACAUACACACGUACACACCUACACCUACGCAAAUCCAAACUUACAUUAAAUGUUACAUAUUUAAAUUAGCCCUGUUCGCAGCACCAUUAUUGUUAAAUUUCUUGCUUUGGCUACCACAAUACAGUCUUUGCCUAGUGUGGAGUCAUAGCUAUAUUGUACCAUGGGCUAAUUUUGUUUAAGGAAAUAAAGUUAUUAUUAUUAUUAUCAAAUACAAUAGGAAUUUAUCAGUUCAUUUUUUCUUAUGUAUAAAACCCUGCUAGUUGAAAAGAAAGAAAUACAAUUCUACAUUCAAAAAAUAUGCCAUUUAAGUAUAUACAGACAUUUUGUAUUAAAAUCAAAAAAAUAACAUCAAUCAAUUAUGUUUAACGAAUGUUCACUGUGCAUUAAUAAAUUAAACUUACAAUACAAUUCCUAAAUAAUAUUUAAUUUAAUUAUAAAUAUUCUCCCAACGCACCACACCUAGGCAACGUACCCAAGAAACUGGCAACAUAACCGCGGUAAAAACCAAAAUUGUACGUUCUAAAUUCAAAUAAAUAAUUAAUUAGUGAAAAUAAAACGAUGUCCUAGUACAAUUACUUUAAAUGACGGGAUACCAGCAAAGUAUGAAAUAAUAAGGAUAAAUUUAGGUUGUGAAUGUGAAAUUAACCACAAAGGUUUUCCGAAAACCAUGUGGAAAUCAUCCUGAUAAGGUACAGUCCUUUCCCCACUACUAUCCAAACAUUUAUAAUACAUACAUAGUUAUCACGCCUGUCUUCCAUUAGGGUAUACAAAAACAAUGGAACACUAAAUACUACGAUUGAAACGUUCAUUCGAAACUCGACUCAUUCGCUUCUUCCACGUUCAUCAACCCUUUCAUACACGCUCACUGGUUACAAGUACGUUUAAUUUGGCCGUUCUUCUGAACGUCGUCUGUUUGGUUAAUAUGUCCUACUAGAGCAGUCCCUCCUGACAUCCCCUUCCAUUGGUGCUCGAUAAAUCUCUUUCGUAAUUCUUCUUUCAUUCCCUUUUCCAUCUAUAUCAUUAUUUCGUCUUUCAAUAUACAUAUCUCUCUAAACACUAUUUCUCACUCUUUUCCACUUUUUUAUUAUAUGGGAAAACAAGGGAGACAUGACUUGAGUCGUGGCAUAGCGGAUCGCCGCCGAUGAGAAAUUUGCCCCCCUCUUAUUUAUAACAUUAGUACAGUAACUAUCAUAUUAUUAAAGGGGCAAAACCUUAUCAAUGCAUCAAUAAAAUUAAAGAUUUCUAAUAUGAUAAUAUACAAAAAAAAAACAUUAAAAUAUUAAUUGAUAAGUAUAAUUUAGUAAAAGUAUUUCAAACCUUUGUUAUUAAAGUUAAUACUGAUAGUUUAAAGAUGGCUGUCUUUGGAGUUUACUGUGUCCUAAUUAUUGAUUUAGUGUCUGCUAAAUCGAAAACAGAAGACGGGUAUAACUAUUUUAGAAUGGACUUAAUUCGUAGUUUUAUUUAAAUAUUGGAAAACUUUGUUUUGCAUCACAGAAAGUCAAUUAACGUAAAUUAUUAAACUCGAUUUUCCAUCUCAGUAUUAUUAGUUGUUUCGAAAGAAAUAUACACUAAUUAUUUUCCUAGAUUAGAGAGUUUUGUGAAACAAAGAGAAUUUUUAGUUACAAAAUAAUGAUCACUUGUUUGAUAUAUUGCGUAGCGCCAUCUAGUUAUCUUUUUAAAGAGUUUAUAAUGUAGUUAUUAAAUAAUUAAUCAUUAUCAUUAUGUUAGCAGUUAACUGUCCACUGCUGUACAUAGACCUCGCUCUUGAAGAGUUUUGCCAGUAGUUACCGUGAUUGGUAUGCGGGUUAGCAACCGCAGUUAGGCUUUCGUGAUGUUUUAAGGGAGGCACUACUGCCCAUGUCUCGACCACUGAGUUCCUUUAGUCGCCUUUUACGACACCCACAGGAAAGGAAUGGCCUAUUUUAUGCCAAGACUAAACAGCUUAUAUAAUAUAAUAAUAAAUAGAUAUACAUAAA